CCCUUAAUUAAAAGUAAAAGCAAUACACUUCAUUUUCAGGGAAAGAAAAGGGAGGGAGGAAAAGAAAAGAUAAUAAUAACCUUGCCUUAAAUUGUUCAUCCUCCACGAUAUAAAUUGGCCACUUUCUGCAAGACAUUUCUUCACGCCUCUUACAAAAUCCCUUCAAGUUUUAUUGUAUUGAUCAGUAAAAUAUAAGACAGAAAAGAAAGAGCCAACGAAACUUAAAAAAAAAAAAAUGAAAGGAUCCGUAGUUGCAAUUUUAGCCACAACAAUGGUACUUUUCAUGCUCGUAAACCUAAAGCCGGCCGAUGCGGCCACUUUCACGGUCGGCGACGCCGGUGGCUGGACCUUCGGGGUCAACAGUUGGCCCGCCGGGAAGAGCUUCAGCGCCGGUGACGUGCUCGGUAAAUAAAAAAAUAAAAAAAUGAAUAACGAUUAAUUAACCCAACGAUAAUUUUUGUGUAUGUGAUGAACAUUAUCCAAUACCAAUAUAUUAAUUUGGCUCUCUUUUGUGUGAAUGAUAUGGCAGUUUUCAACUACCCGCAAGGGUUGCACAACGUGGCGGUGGUGGACGCCGCCGGGUACAACGCCUGCGAUACGGCGGGGGCGAAGAUAUUGACCUCCGGCCACGAUCAAGUCACCCUGGCAAAGGGAGCGAACUACUUCAUCUGCGGCGUCGGUGCCCAUUGCCGAGCCAACAUGAAAAUGACCGUCAAUGCUUCUUAAAUUUCAUUGAUUAAUCAAUUAAUGGAGAUUAAUUAAUAUAUAUCAGAUGAUGAUUAGCUUAAUGUUAGACACUAUGUGCUAUGAUGAUUAUUUCUCAAUAAUUUUAUUAUCUGAGGUCCAUAGCCAAGUUUUCAGUUCGUUGUAAGAGUAAAAUAAUUUUAUUGCCACCUCAAUUCAAAUAAGUAUCUUUCAUGUAUCCUACUAAAUUUAGACAAAUGAAACGAAAAUCAACCCGAGAAAGAUAAAAGUUGACUCAAAAUUAAACCGCAAAUUAUCCAUAUAAUUCUUACCUUCUUUUUUUCGCAUCUUCUUCUCCUCUUUAUUUUCUCUGAAACUUCUUCUUCCUCCUCCUCCAUUAAGGACUACAAAGAUGUUUAAUUAAGUUGAACUUUUUAAAAUGGAGUUUGUCAAUGUUUAAGUAAUGGAUGGUUGAAUGUUAUAAGAACAAGUACUAUCCUCAACAUACUUAUGACUACUUGUACCACCUUGUACUACAAAGAUACAACACAUGUACAACCCUUCUUUAAGGACAAGUUUUUAAUAAUCAAGUUCAAAUUAAAAAAAAAAAAAUUGGAGUUGUCAAUGUUAGUAAAUGGAUAGCUGAAUG
Messenger RNA from Linum trigynum, 1333 nucleotides. The record is from the annotation of a GenBank genome assembly. NCBI's taxonomy places the organism in Eukaryota, Viridiplantae, Streptophyta, Magnoliopsida, Malpighiales, Linaceae.